AGGACCAGAGCUGAAGGCUGCAGGGACGCUGCUCCUCAUCGAUCCGUCACAGCCGCUCGUCUCCGGGAUUCUUCUGUCCGCCUUUUGGAUCACACGACCCGUCCCGGCUUCGGACAGCAUUCAACAGCAUCCAGCCAACAUGCCGACUCUGCGACACUCCUACACGCUGACAGCGGUGGAGGAACCGGCCGCUUUCCCGCUGGACAAGCCGGAGCUGCGGCGCAAGAACCCGCAGCUGUCCCGCUCCGCGCUGGUGUCCACGUUCAUGGGUCUGAUCAUCAACCAGGCCAAGAACAAGAGUCCUCAGGGCCUGGUGGGUCUCAAGAACCUGGGCAACACAUGUUUCAUGAACUGCAUCCUCCAGUGUCUGAGCAACACCUCCGAGCUGAGAGAUUACUGCCUGAGAAACAUCCAUCACGCCGACCUCAACAACAACUGCAGGACAAACGCUGCUCUCAUGGAAGAGUUUGCGAAGCUGACUCAGUGUCUGUGGACGUCCAUGAACAAUGAGGCCAUCAGUCCCUCUGAUUUCAGAAGCCAGAUCCAGAAAUUUGCUCCAAAAUUCGUUGGCUGCAAUCAGCAGGACGCCCAGGAGUUUCUGCGCUGCCUAUUGGACGGCCUCCACAACGAGGUGAACAGAGUGACCGUCCGCCCAAAAGUGUCUGUCGAGGACUUUGACCACCUUUCGGAUGAUGAGAAAGGCCGGCGGAUGUGGAACAUGUACUUGCAGAGAGAAGACAGCAAAGUAGUGGACCUGUUUGUGGGGCAGCUGAAAAGCUCUCUGACCUGCACCGUCUGUGGCUUCCGCUCCACUGUGUUCGAUCCAUUCUGGGACCUUUCCAUCCCGAUUGCACAGAAGAGCUCCGGUGAAGUGACUCUCAAAGACUGCUUGAGACUCUUUACGAAAGAAGACGUGUUGGACGGAGAAGAACGGCCGACCUGCAACAGAUGCAAAGCCAGAAGAAAAUGCACCAAGAGGUUCAGCAUCCAGAAGUUCCCUCAGAUUCUCGUGCUCCACCUGAAGCGCUUCUCAGACUCCAACGUCCGAGCCAGCAAACUCUCCACUUACGUCAACUUCCCUCUCAAAGAUCUGGACCUGCGGGAGUUUUCCACAGAGAGCGGCGAGCGUCCCGUCUACAACCUGUACGCCGUGUCCAACCACUCUGGAAACACUCUGGGAGGCCAUUACACAGCCUACUGCAAGAACGCGGCGCUGGGGGAGUGGUACAGCUACAAUGACUCCAGGGUGAGCCCGAUGUCCUCCAGCCAGGUCCGCAGCAGCAACGCCUACGUCCUCUUCUACGAGCUCGCCUCCUCCUCCUCCUCCUCGCACGGAAAAUAUCAGACGUGUCGGCUUUAGAGUCUGCGGAGGAGCGAUAAGCUGAACUGGGCCUAAGAAUGGAUUCAGACACUGCCUGCUGGGAGAGAGAGAGAGAGCUCCGCCUAGUGGAGAGAGCCUGCCAUGACAAACUGUGAAAAUGAAGCACAGAGGGGAAGAAAAAAAACAAAAACAGCCAUUCACCUUCAUCUCAGUGAGGGGGAAAAAGGUGGAACUCAUAUUUGCACUUCAGCAUUUCAAGCUUAGCACAUGAGUCGGGUGGAACCGGAGCGACGAUCGUGUAGGACUUGGAAAACGAUGUUGUUUAUUUCCAGCCUGAAAACCUGGAUUUCUAGCUUGUUUCUCCCUUUGUGUGGAUUUACUUUUUCUUUGAAUGUGAAUUAUAACACUUAAAGACGCUGCAGAGACUCGAGGAGGGGGAAAGAAAAGACGCCUCGCACAUCAACUGCAAGAUGUAAUUUAUUCUAUUUAACAUGAUGUCAGUGCUUCAGAGUGCACACUGUACAUGUCAAUUAAGAGCUUUACGGUUUUUUCCUCAGCGGAAGUCCACCGACGGAGACGGGAUGUUUUAUGUCAAAGUACAUUUUAUUUUUGUACAGUAUUUAUGGACAGCGCAGCGAAUGUAGGAAAAACCAUCGCAGAACAUACCAAAGCAGCUGUGUGUGUGUGUAUGUGUGGGUGUGUGUGUGUGUGUGUGUGUGUGUGUGCGUGUGUGUGUGUGUGUACGCAUCGACACUUCUUCUUCCAGGAAUAAUGCUGCUGACUUCACAUCGGAGUCGGUCUGUAACUGAUUAAAACUCAUCUCCAACUAA
This is a messenger RNA of Stegastes partitus (bicolor damselfish), 2151 nucleotides long. Its product is annotated as ubiquitin carboxyl-terminal hydrolase 2-like. Lineage: Eukaryota; Metazoa; Chordata; Actinopteri; Pomacentridae. Gene Ontology annotation, molecular function: cysteine-type deubiquitinase activity. Gene Ontology annotation, biological process: protein deubiquitination. The transcript is spliced from 12 exons. The record is from RefSeq and is a predicted model, not a curated record. Bases 140 to 1360 code for a protein of 406 amino acids.